UCCCAAACAAGUUGACAAUCACAAUGUGAAUGUGGCCCAUACAGUAUCUUGCGUGUUAAAUGUUGUUAUGCUUGAUUAAAGAAUAAUGGCAUAUUUUCAGCCAACAGGACAAAAGAGACUAACAAAUGUAGCAGUGGUUAGACUUAAGAAAGGAGGCAAACGAUUUGAAAUAGCAUGUUAUCCAAAUAAGGUUGUUUCCUGGAGAAACAAAGUAGAAACUGACAUUGAUGAGGUCCUUCAGACACACACAGUUUUUGUCAACGUUUCCAAAGGGGAGGUAGCAAAGAAUGAUGACCUGAAGAAAGUAUUUGGUACAGAUAAUCAGUCAGAGAUUUGUUUACAGAUUUUGAAAAAGGGUGAACUGCAGGUGUCUGAAAAAGAACGCCAUGCUCAGCUUGAAUCUAUGUUCAGAGACAUUGCAACAACAGUAUCUGACAAAUGUGUAAACCCGAAAACUAAUCGUCCCUAUACUGUGACUCUGAUUGAAAAAGCCAUGAAAGACCUUCAUUUUUCAGUAAAACCAAAUAAAAGCACCAAACAACAGGCCCUAGAAGUUAUAAAACAGUUAAAGGAGACACAGACCAUUGAUAUUCAGAGAGCCAUGAUGAGGCUUAGGAUAACAGUACCAGGAAAAGAAGGCAAAAAGGUUAAAGAAAAAUUAAAGAAACUUGCUACCAGAGUGGAAGAAGAGGAUUUUUCUCCUGACCUUGAAAUGGUAAUUUUAGUUGACCCUGGUUGUUUUCGAGAAAUUGAUGAUCUUGUCCGGACCGACACUAAAGGUAAAGGUCAGUUAGAGGUCAUGAGCCUGAAGGACAUUGAAGAAGGGGAUGAGAUGUUAUGACAGUGGAAAGUAACUUACAAGACUACUGACCUCCAAUUCUGUCACAGAUUCUCAGGACUUUAGUCAAUUAAAACGGAUACACUGUAUUGUAAAAGUUAACAUUUUUACAAUGUUGUUUUAUGCUUAAAAGAAAAAGCAAUUAUAAUAUUGCAUCAUUUAUUGCAGUAAAACUGAGUUUAAAUACACACUUUCAAUGCUACAAAUGUGUACCUUUGAUAAGGCCAUAAUUUUAUCAUACAAGUAUUGAGCUUUAAAAUAAAAUGAAUAUACAGGUACUGUA
Messenger RNA from Saccostrea echinata, 1121 nucleotides. RefSeq names its product ribosome maturation protein SBDS-like. Gene Ontology annotation, biological process: cytosolic ribosome assembly; ribosome biogenesis. The transcript has 6 exons. Lineage: Eukaryota; Metazoa; Mollusca; Bivalvia; Ostreida; Ostreidae. Bases 86 to 841 code for a protein of 251 amino acids. The record is from RefSeq and is a predicted model, not a curated record.